Messenger RNA from Drosophila bipectinata, 5595 nucleotides. Lineage: Eukaryota; Metazoa; Arthropoda; Insecta; Diptera; Drosophilidae. The record is from RefSeq and is a predicted model, not a curated record.
AACGCGUCUCCGUUUGGUUGUUGCCGCCGGUUGGUCCGGUCGUCGUGCUGAUCUUUUUGGCCAAGUGAAUGUUUUUCAAUUGUAACCAAAACAAUACCGUCAAGUGGGUGAUAUAAGAAACCCGUCCAACAGCCUCACAAAAACACAAAAUUCCCCCCGUCUUGACUAAAAGUUUUGUCAGCAAAUUUAUCCAUAUAAUAAAAACCAAAAACACCAAGAUGCAAAUACUCGAAAACAAAUAAUUUAUCGAAAAUUUACAAAACGCUAAAAGCAAAAGAAAAAACAAAAAAAAAAAAUUAAUAAGAAACCAGUCAAAUUGCAAAUUACAAACCAACACCAUUUUGGAUAAGGUUUUUACGUGAGUAACGAAAAUGUCUGGCAAGAUGGAGCCGGCGUCGCUGCUACGCAGACGCAGCUUCUUUUUCUUCGUCACCAUCUGCUGCGGCUUCUUCGGCUUGGAGUUCGUCAGCGCACAAGAUACUUCCAGCUACUACUUUCCAUCGCAAAACCGAUUUGUGCCAUCGUCCGGUUCCUUUCCGCGCCAGCAGCCCCAGUCACUGGGUGGAUUCCGUGCCAGUUCCGGCGCAUACUCACCAGCUCCCGGCUCCUACCAGGAGCAGCUCCUCUUCAUAGCCAACGAGAACGCCAAGCAAUCGCCAUCCGGGGUGAAUACGCCAUUUGGCGGCACGUUCGGCGGCAGUUCCCCCCAAUUUGCGAAACCGAAUCGCCAGUCGGACUAUUACGAUAUCUCGCCACGCCCCUUUGGGGUGCCCGGCGGGGCGGGUCCGGCGGCAUCAGCUGGAUCUUCGGGUGCAGCAUCUUUGGCAGCUGGUGCAACGUCCGCAUCGGUGACCAAUGGCUUCACACGCUCCAAGGCGAUACGCAACGGUCUGGGUGGAUCGGGAAAUAGCCUAACCGGUGGAUUUCAGCCGCAUACGCAGCGCAUCAAUGUGCCACACCAGCAGACGCAAUUUCUGGCCCACUUUAAUGAGAAUGGGAAUGAAAAGCGCCCAACGUCCAGCAGUCGUCCAUUUGGCAAUGGUGGCUUCUCCCCCAGUCGCACCCGUACCCAAGCUCCGGUUUCUGCCCAGCCGGAAUCUCCCGUCACUCCCGCCGCCACGCCCUUCAGGCCGCGGAAUCGCUACCAGCCUAGCAGUGCCACAACUUCAUCCACCACAACCACGGGAAGUAGUGCCGAGGUGAGCAGCAAGCGGUACAAUCGUUUCGGCAGCAGCCGGGUCAAGUCCACCACCAGCACCACAUCCACCACCCAGAACACCCCGGCAGAUCGUCCCAGUUUCGGCAGGAAUAAGCCUAAUCCCAGGCGGCCAGUGGUCAUUAGUCGCGAGGUUAACGAGCCGGUGAGCACGGUCAGCAGGAAACCCUUCAACUACAGCGCCGCCAGGCUAAAGUUGCCCGCCCGACCCACUGCCCGGACGACCAGUACCACCGAGAGCGCCGAGCAGGAGGAAGAGGACGAGGAGGAGAACCCAGACGGUGAGCAGGAGGAUGAGGAUGCGGAGAACAGCGAUGAGCAGUACGAGGAGAGUUACGAGGGACCCGACGAGCACUCGGAAUCCUCCAGCCUGGAGAAGCUGCCGCUGCAGGAGGAAAACGUUACCCCACUGUCGGUGCCGAAGAAUGAAGCGGAGCACUCCGAGGAACCUGCCACUCUGACCUCGAAUCCAGUGAUUGAUCACGAGAGUAGCACCGCCAGCACGGAGGAAAGCCAAACGGAUGCCUCCGAGGUCACCAGCGGGGAGAUAGAUGCCACCACCUUGGAACCAGAGAACGUAGAAGAGGUGGCCACCACACUGCUUCCGCAGGAGGAUCUGCAGUCUACCGAGGAUGCUCAUGUGGAGGAACAAACCGUUACCACUGAGCCACCUCUGGAAAAUACUUCCGAAGGCCUUAAAUCGGUAGAGAACACAUCUCAGCAGGAGGAGCAGGUUCCAGCCAAGCAACUGGACAAACAGGAGGAGAAGCAAACCUCUUCCAAGCAGGAAGAGCAAUCCGAAUCUGAAUACGACGACGAAGGAUCCCGGGGAGAAAGCGAUGGCGAGGAAUACGAUUACGACGACGAGGAGGGCAGCGAGGAUACCACCAGCGAGGCCGACAGCCAGGACUCGAAGCACUCCACUCCCAGUGCGGAGCAAGAAGAGGAGCGGGAGAUCAUCUCCGUGGUGACCACCAAGAGCGUGGUGAACGGAUCCACAGUGCUCCCGGCUCCUGUCACGCCAAGUUCCAACACGAUAACCGACGAGGAGCCUGAGGAAGAGCAAUCUCCUGGAGAGUUGAAGCAAGACGAGACCACACCUCUGCCCUACGAAGAGGAAAAGGGAACCAACGCCACCGAGAACUAUGUGGUUGUGGCCUCCAUCCAGCCCAGCCGAAGCAUCAACGGAGCACGCUUUUUGCCCUUCGACGGAAUCGAGCAGGAGGAGACCAAACAGACCCUCUCCGAGCUGGAGCGCAAGGUGCACUCCAAGCAGCAGCCAACUCCCUCCCAGAAACCAUCCGCCGACGGCAGCGAAGAGCAGGUCGCCAGCUCAUCUGUCCAGCCCCCGACAGCCGCUUCGACGGAAAGCAUCAUCGACAAACUGGAUCGAGUGCAGUCGGAGCUCUCUAGUGGCCUGCUGUCCGGAAAGUAUCCUAUCAUCAGCCAGAUGGAUUCCUCCACACCCGCCACCAGCACCACAACCGGCACUGGCACUGGAAAAUUCGUGCCCCACAUCCGUAAGUUCCAGCCCAGGACGACGUCCGCCCCCAGCACCACCAAGGCCAUUAAGGUCCAGCACUUUGACGAGGGAGAGAUGGAUGAACUGGCCGGUCUGCUUCCAGUCGGCUUCAAGCCCAAGGCCAGCUACAAGAACCGCAAGAUCACCACCACCACCUCCACAACGGAGGCACCUCCAUCCACGGUAGAGCAACCCAAAUCCAAGCCAGGACGCAACUCGACCAUCAGUAGAUCUUUCAAGAGCGGCCAGGUUACCGUGCAGGAUGUGGCUCUAGCGGGUCUCCUGCCCAAGGGCUACAAGCCCCCAAGGACAACGACCACCACUACCACCAAGAAGCCAGAGGAGAUCAGCCCUAAGCCAUCGUCCAGUUUGGAGAGUCUGUUCAGCGAAGUGAAGUUCGACGACAGCCUGGCGGCUCUGCUGCCCAAGGACUACAAGGUGGCCAGCACACCCAAGCCCGAAAUUUCCGUUGUAGACGAUAUAUCCAAGUUCCUGCCGCCUGGCUACAAGGCGAACACCACAACGCAGCCUAGCACCUCGACAACACCAAGGAAUCUGCCCGUGGCAGUGCCCUUCGACGACUUAAGCAAGUUCCUGCCUCCCGGUUACAAGGCCCCCAAGGAGAAGGCAGAGGAGCCCAAGCUUCCGGAGGGAGUGACUCCCAUUAAGCUGGACGACUUGAGUGACCUGCUGCCGCCGGGAUUCAAGCUGAACGCCACCACGAAACCAGAGGCCAGCGACGUCAGUGACGAGAUACCUGCUUCACUGCUGCCACCCGGAUACAAAGCUAAGAAGCUUCAUCCAGCCUCGACGACCACCACCACCACAACCACCAGCAAACCCAAGCCGGCAGCGUCCAGCACCACCGAGGCAACUGGAUCCUCAGAAGGAGGAGGGGCAGGAGGCUUGAAGGUGGUCUUCCCGAAGGGCUUCCACAAGCGAGUCGGUGCCCAUCGCCUGACCACGCCACAUCCCUCUCAGGAGGGCGGCGCUUCCGAGCCGAAUUCUAACGCCUCGCCUCCGGUGGUGAUCAAGAAGGGUCCACCGACCAGGGCAACCACAGAGUUCACGGGAUGGCCGACGCCACCCACUACCCCGCUCUCCAUCGACAAACUCAAUGCUCAGACCAUUAACUUUGAGGACCUACUGACCGCCAGCGGAACCAGCAGCACCACCAGCAGCACUACUUCCACGACUACGACAACCACAACAACAACGCCACGACCCACCAAGCCUGGUCACUGCACCUCGGACUGCGACCUGGCGGCCACCAUCAAGAUCAUAGACGGCGUGGCCUGGAAGCCGGAGCUACUGGACCACAACACCCUGGAGUGGAAGAAUCUGGCCCACGAGCUAGAGGCACAGCUCAAUGAGGUCUACUCCAAGGCCCCGCAGCUAAGCAACUGGUACAAAAAGGUGCGCAUUGACAGCUUCAGCAAGGGCAGCGUCCUGGUCGACUACUACGUGGAGCUGGCCAACAUAAACGAGGAUGUGGAUACUCUGGAGAUCCGGCAGUUGUUCCAUGAUGCCCUCACCAAACCGACUACACCCGCUGUGCCCGAUAAGGAUGCCCAGGAAAAUGAAACAGAUAGUGUGUCGGGACCGCAGGAGGAGCAGCUAGUCACGGCCAGCUACCAGAUGGGCAAGUUCCUGAUCGAUCCCGUGGCCACCGAUUUCAGUGUCAUCGCCAAGAAUGUCCACACGAAUGUGGAACUGGCCGAGGAGGAUCUGCUGAUACCCCAAUGGGCCAUUGUUGUGAUUGUGAUUGGAGUGGGUUCCCUGGUCUUUGUCAUCAUCUUUGGUGUUACAGUGCUCCUUAAUCGUCAAAAGAGGGCCAAAAAGGCACCCAUUCCUCUGACCAACGACAUGCUGAACGAACUGAAGGUGAACCAUAUGGGUGGUGUGGACAACUACGGGGUGGACGACUUCUAUAAUAUCGAUGAUCCUUGGAACGAUACCAAGCAGCCCAUUAAGCCAAAGCGGUUUACCAACUCGAUGCAUGGUAGCAACAGCUCCAAUAUCUACGACAGCUGGCGCUCCACCCGCCAUCCGCACAGCAGUGGAGACUACUUCUAUGACCAGCAGCCGACCUACUCCACGAAGGGUGACUCCCUGAAGCGCCCGCACCACCACCACAGCAACCACAGCCAGUAUCCCGCCCACCACCAUCACCAGCAGCCCCAGCAGCAGCACCAACAGGCGUACGGACACCAGUAUCCGGAUGCCUUCGCCGAUGCCCACCAAAUGUACAGCUACAACAACCAUGCGAGUCGGACGCGCUACUCCCGCGACUACGAUCCCGACUUUUGAAUGGGGGCCAAGGGUAUACGCGAUCCGACAUCUGAGAUCCGAAACCCACCCACCCAGACUGGACCAUCAAGAUCCAUCCGUGCACUAGCUUUAGUAACUUGCGAACGAUUUUGAGUUGUAACUUAAUAGCGUAAAGGAUCGUAGUUGUAAUGCUGCUGUAAUUUAUCGUACUGCCUGCUGGCUUGGCUCAAAAGUCCUUCCACUUUUCUGCACCCACAGCCAGCCGUAGCUAAACUAAGUUAGGAUAUCUCUCGAGAACCCAAUGGAGCUACUACAUACAUCUGCGUAUGUAUCUGGAUGCCUUACACUUUUACUUAAUCUACGGAUAAAGAGAAUAUAUAUUUUCUUAAUAGAACUCUAAAUAGGGGAACAUGCCUGUAUGCAUGACCCCAGAAAAAUAAAUAGUCAUGCACUCUUAGUUAAUCCUAGCCACUAAGCUAAAACUAGAAACACUACAUGUAUACUUUGUAUUAUUUAAAGUACUGGCGUCUUGCUAUAAUACUAAUAUUGUCUAUAUUACGGCAAGUAAAUAAAAAAUUAUAUAAUA